AGGCGCCUCUUGCGAUACACUCUGUAGAUAUGGCUCCAAAGAAUAGUAAGAGUGAUGACGAGGGCGAUGAGCGUGCCCCAUGGGAGGACGGCGCGCUUAUGGUCGAUGUAACGUCCGUGGCCCCGGAGCUCGUGCUGAAGAACUGCCUGAGCAACGACCUUCCAUCGCGGUUGGCCUACCUCAAGGGUUUGGCUGCUGCCGCGCCCCGCUGCACCCGACGGGAACUGACUGCUCUGCUGGACGCGCUGGGUCCGCUGCUGGAGGACGAGGCGCUGGGAGUGCGGCUGGCGGUGCUGCGGGAGGUGGAGCAGCUGGCCAAGCUGGCGAGCAGUACGGCAUCUCCCGAGGAGGUCCGAGAAGCGGUGUUGGAUGCCCUUGAGUCGCAAAUCAAGCCCAGCAUCUCGGAUGUUGGAGGCAGUGGGGGAGGCGGAGGGGGUUACGGAGCAGGCCGCCGCGCCGCAGGGGGGGUCUCGGCGCUGCCUAUGGUUCGUGAGGCCCAGCUAGCCACACUCGACGCCGUGUGUGGGGAGUUCAUGGGCACAGGCGGCGCCGGUGGCAGCAACGGCGUGAAUGGCACCAUCAGCAGCAGCCAACAGCGGCAGCAGCAGCAGCACCAAGAGGAGCAAAGGGAGGCCGCCAGGGCAGCCGAGGACUUGCUCAUGCGACUGUACCGCACCGCCGACGUUGCUGUCGACAAGCUAGCAACGGCUGUUGCAGCUGCUGCUAGCCAGGCUACGGGCCCUGGGACAAGUGGCAGGGUGAUGGGUGCCGCCGGCGGCAUAGCUGCAGCAGGCGGCGGAGGCGGCGGCGGAGGCGACGGCGCCCUGAUGGUGCUGUCGGUGGCGGCGGUGGCGGUACGACACAUGGCGGCGGAUCGCGGCGGCUUACAGAUGGCUGGACUGGCGGGGAGGCUGCGAUGUCAUGGGGACACGAAGGUUCGCGAGGCCCUCGCCACUGCCCUACCGCAACUGUACGGCAGCUUCGUAACCCACCCCGGCGGCAUGGAGGAGCUCUUUUCGGUGUAUGAGCAGCUCGUACAGGAUCCGGUGUGGUGCGUACGGCAGGCCUGUGCGCGAGUCGUGGCGGAGAUAUCGCGGUUGUGCGGGCGUGUCGCUGCCAGCAGUGCCUCGGCCCCUGAUCUUGACGGU
Astrephomene gubernaculifera is the source of this 1148-nucleotide messenger RNA. The record is from the annotation of a GenBank genome assembly. NCBI's taxonomy places the organism in Eukaryota, Viridiplantae, Chlorophyta, Chlorophyceae, Chlamydomonadales, Astrephomenaceae.